Schistocerca serialis cubense is the source of this 690-nucleotide messenger RNA. RefSeq lists its product as uncharacterized. Lineage: Eukaryota; Metazoa; Arthropoda; Insecta; Orthoptera; Acrididae. The transcript is spliced from 3 exons. The record is from RefSeq and is a predicted model, not a curated record. Gene Ontology annotation, molecular function: nucleic acid binding. Bases 1 to 690 code for a protein of 229 amino acids.
AUGGACACCGGACUCUGCCCAGUGAGGGUUCCCGGCAUUGGGGAAGGGGGCGUGGCCGGUGUGUCGUCCCUUGAGGAGGCGGUGGUGUGGAGGUCGUCGUACGUAGUGGUCGGUGGCAUCGGGCCACUGGAGGUGGUGUCGUCUGCAGUGACCCACGCCGGCUUGAGUCAAGAUACUGACACUGUCGAGGAUUUGCCUUUGAUACAGAUGUCGAAUGUGGAAGCUGAUAUGACAAUGAGAAUAACAAAAUUAUUUGAUUUAAUUAAACAACAUAAGCCGGAAGACAAAGUAUUUGAAAUUAAUAAAAUACUUGAAGCUCAUGGACACACUGUGCUGCGACUUCCACCAUACAACUGUGACUUAAAUCCAAUUGAAAUGGCGUGGGCAAAGCUCAAGAAUUUCGUCAGAAGAAGAAAUAUUCUUGGAGAUAUUUGCAUGACGAAGUUGCUGCAGUUGGUGAAAGAAGGUUUCGAAACGAUAACUCAAGAUGACUGGAGUGCAUACUGCCUCCAUGUGGAGAAACUUGAAAGAGAAUACUGUGUUAAGGAUGGGGUUAUGGAAGACAUAAUAGACGCUAUAGUUAUUAAUUUAGAAAGUGAUGACGACGAGGACGACGACGACGACGUCGGUAAUGACAGUGACAAUGUUGAUGAUGACCUCUCAAAUACGAUGUAUGUAAACAGGCAAUGA